UUACGCUUGGUUGAAGACUGUGGUAAGUACGCUGCUAAGGUUUAUGGUGUGGUCAGCAAGAGCAAGUGCAAUAGCCCGAAGAAAUGGCUCCCUCCUCCUGAUUUCGUGAAGAUCAACUGUGAUGCUUGCCUUAAGACCAAUGGCUGGAUUGGUCUUGGGGUUGCUGCUAGAAACACUGCAAGGGAGGUCCUAUUUGCAAGGGUGAGACGAGUGCGUAGCUACUGGCCACCAGACAUUGCAGAGUGCAGAGCCUUGCUUUUUGGUGUGAAGCUAGCUAGAAGAUUUGGGUACAAGAAGGUAAUUUUUGAGUCGGACUGUCAGCAUGUUAGCACUCGACUCUCAAAGGCUGCAACCUAUUUCACUGAUAUUGAUUUGGUGCUUGAUGAUAUUUUUUAUCUUUGUUCUAGCUUUGAUUUUGUCACUUGGUCUCAUGUUAAAAGGGAUGGGAACUUUGUUGCUCGUCACCUUGCUAGUUUAGUACUGUUUGGUGUUGAACAAGUUUGGGAGAAUUCUUGCCCUUCUGUAAUUUCUCCUUACAUUCUAAUGGACAAUCUGUACAUUGAUUAAUUUGGUAUUAUACGUC
Molecule: messenger RNA, 583 nt
Organism: Chenopodium quinoa (quinoa)
Lineage: Eukaryota; Viridiplantae; Streptophyta; Magnoliopsida; Caryophyllales; Amaranthaceae
Exons: 1
Molecular function (GO): RNA-DNA hybrid ribonuclease activity; nucleic acid binding
Source: RefSeq, a predicted model, not a curated record